This is a messenger RNA of Symbiodinium necroappetens, 369 nucleotides long. NCBI's taxonomy places the organism in Eukaryota, Dinophyceae, Suessiales, Symbiodiniaceae. The record is from the annotation of a GenBank genome assembly.
AUGUCGACCUCGGCGACUUCUACCAUUUCGCCUGGACGAGAGCCCACGGCGGGCGACAUUGGAGAGAUCGCUGUGCAGCCCACGUCGGGCGCUACGGCUGUGAUCGAGCCUGAUGCUUCCUCGCCGCCUCCGUCCGGGGCAGUUCCCCUCGCCGACCCCUUCAACUUUCGCGACUUUGGCAUCCAGACGGAGGGCGAGAUUUUCAUCAUGAACUUCCUCGCCGGGACGUCCGUGGAGGCAUUCACGGCGGCGAUCAGGGCGUUGUCGCCCGAGGACAGGGAUCGUCUGGUCGCUGCCCACGCGGUUGCAGUGGACCAGCCACACACGCCGACGUGGCGUCUUUCUUCGGGCUGGCGUUCACCACGCUAA